AUGACUGCCGAAUCAUCCAAAGGUUGUAUUGCAUGCGGAUGGUCGGUUGACCAGCAAGAUCAAUGCUUCUAUUCAAGUCAUGUCAAAUUAUUUUAUGGGGCAAGCAGACGGGGUGUUUGGUCGAUUGGGUCCGAAGUGAUUAUGAAAGAACGUUCUGACGAGGGUCCAAAGAACGAAGUGAAAACACUCCAAUACCUUGAAAGCUACCCUGAUAUCCCAGUCCCAAAGGUUCUGCGUGAUUGGGUCGAUAGCAAUGGGCGAUAUUUCGUACUCCAAGAACGGAUUCAAGGACAAACACUCGAGCAGGCUUGGCCCUCAUUGUCAGAAACCCAGAAACUCGCUAUCGCAGACCAAGUGAUUGGGGUUCGCAAUCAGCUGCGACAAAUCACGUCGAAUUCCAUACAGAGUGUCGAUCAAAGCCCUUGCUUCCCUAGCUUGCUUUUCUCUGACAGAGACUCUCAUGGACCUUUCCAUUCCGACCUUGAACUCUGGGAAGCCAUAAGCCUAACCCUUCACAAUCCACCUGAAAGAGCAUUUCCUCUUCAAGCCUUGGAAAGCAGCCUAUUUAAAGACGGAGCUUUGGCCGGAAUACUCGAUUGGGAGUUUGCUGCAUUUUAUCCUGUGUGGUACGAGUAUGUCUCGGCCUCUUGGGGAUGGACUGAGGAAGAUGCUGAGUGGAAGAAGCUACUCCAAGAGCGUUUCCAUGUCCAUGGUGAUGCUCAUGAUGACGCAAAGAAUUUCUGGAGGAUUUUGCGUCAAAUGCGAAAGUACCCAAAUUUAGAUGCAAAAGGCCAAGAGGUCUUGGAGGGCGCCCCCAACACUGAGGAGUCCUGGAAAGAUUUGGCGUCACAUUGGACCAGAACGCUUUCCUAUAUGGUAUCUCGCUAAUGCUUCGGUCUUCCAUGCCCUGGAGCCUCUUAAUUUCCCGGUUCCUGCCCAGUUUCCUUUUUGAAAUACGAAGCAGGUCAGUGAUCAGAUCAUGGUGCUCAGGGCAGGGCAGGGCAGGCUCAGUGAGUGAUCAGGUUUGAUUACAUAAUGAUCACUGAUCAGCUCAGGCCGGUCAGGGGCAAUUCAAUUCUAC
Aspergillus ochraceoroseus IBT 24754 is the source of this 1081-nucleotide messenger RNA. Its product is annotated as aminoglycoside phosphotransferase family protein. The transcript is spliced from 2 exons. The record is from RefSeq and is a predicted model, not a curated record. Bases 1 to 888 code for a protein of 295 amino acids. NCBI's taxonomy places the organism in Eukaryota, Fungi, Ascomycota, Eurotiomycetes, Eurotiales, Aspergillaceae.